AUGUCUACCUUCCCGACUCCGCUUCCCGUCGUGCUCUGCGGCAAAACAACCAAGAUCGGCAAACCGGUGUCGCAGCUCCUCCAACCAGAAUAUGAAGGUUCCUAUAAAUCUCACAAUGGUCCCACAGUGAUCCACUUCAUCCAGAGCUUCGAAGCAGCAAAAGCGGAGCUCCCGCUUCUCCUUGCGGGCCGCGAUCCCCAGGUGUCAGAGGUCAACGACGAAGGCGUCGGCACACACAAUUACAGCCAGCCUCCGCGCGCUGUGAUCCUGGGCCGAGCUUUUGAUGAGGAUCAGGUCCAGGAGCUCCGACAAGCAUGUGCUGGCGCUUCUCCUGCUCCUGUGGCAUGGCUACUGGGGGAUCCGGCGAAGGCACCUACUGUGAUGCCUGGACCGGACUAUGCGGUUACUGUGACGAAUGACUGUAAAAGCGUUCUUGCUAAAUGGAAGGAGGCGGGAGGUGUCAAUGAAGAUAUUAUCCUCUUUUGA
Molecule: messenger RNA, 486 nt
Organism: Penicillium riverlandense
Lineage: Eukaryota; Fungi; Ascomycota; Eurotiomycetes; Eurotiales; Aspergillaceae
Exons: 2
Coding region: 1-486 (161 amino acids)
Source: RefSeq, a predicted model, not a curated record